AUGCACCGGUCUCUUCUCCUACAGUUGCUUCGAGGUUACCCUGAGCUUCAGUCAGUCUUGGACGGCCUGCACUUUACUUGUUUCAUUGGUGCUCCCGAUGAAUGCGAUGAACAGCAAGUCAUGGAUAUGUUUGAAGACCUUACAGCGGAAGCAACACAGGCUAGCAUCGAACUGCAGGGGGGGAUAAAGCUCACUUUAGAAGACCAAAAAGGCCACACCGAAGACCUGGACAGCUACGUGUCAAGCCGCCUACGCAUCCACAACCGGGAACUCGAAGAGGAACUACGGCCCAAACUUAUCGGGAAAGCCUCAGGGGUUUUUCUAUGGGUUGUAUUGGUUGUCGAUGUCCUCAACAAAGAAUAUGCCCCAGGUGGAAUAGCCUUGAGGAAGAGAUUGGCAGAGAUGCCCAGCGGCCUCCACGACUUGUUCAAGGACAUGCUGGGACGCGACAACACUGAUAGGGACCAGCUUCUACUUUGCGUUCUCUGGAUUCUUUGUGCCAGGCGUGCCUUAAGACCCGAAGAGUUUCGCCAUGCUAUGUGGUCAGACCCGUCACUGAAGGGCCUGAUCGACGGAGAGCUUCCGGAAGUCAGCACUUCGGAUGUCGGUGGCAGCACUGAGGUAUGCGUCAUUGGUACUUCAAAAGGCUUAGCGGAGAUUACCAAGACCAAUCGACCUACGGUUCAAUUCAUUCAUGAAUCAGUUCGUGACUUUCUCCUCAAAGCUGAGGGGCUCCAGGAACUAUGGCCAGGUCUAGGAUUUGACUGGGAAAUUCCCAGCCAUGAGAAACUCAAGACAUGUCGCCUGUAGGAUACUACUUAGCCAAAUAGUGCCUCUGGCGCAAAUCACGAGUGAAAAGCCAACAGCGCGAACAGGGUAAAGAAGCGUUCGCAUUCCCUUAACAUAUUGGGUACUAUAUAUACGCAGGUUUUGAUUUCAUGGAAUGUUUUAGAGCCAAUUAAUAACUAACUCAUACAGAACUUCAGAAUCAGUGUCAAUACCUAGCCUACAUGACUAACCAGCGACAUCAUAUUAUGCAAGGUGGUGAAUCUCGAACUCGCAGAAGUGGAUGCAUGUAAGCACAUGGAGUUGUACAAAGGCAUGUUCUCUCCCGUCAGCUGAGGACGGUGGCAAUUUGAUUGUGGCCGUUUACGUUGGUAGUUCUCCCCUAUGAACAAUCCUGCGAGGCUUUGGUUACUCGAUGUGCACUAGGCCGGUCCAUGCGCAUACAUAUGGCCAAUGCCACGCGUGCAGCUUGAAGG
This is a messenger RNA of Colletotrichum navitas, 1262 nucleotides long. RefSeq lists its product as uncharacterized. Bases 1 to 810 code for a protein of 269 amino acids. NCBI's taxonomy places the organism in Eukaryota, Fungi, Ascomycota, Sordariomycetes, Glomerellales, Glomerellaceae. The record is from RefSeq and is a predicted model, not a curated record. The transcript has 4 exons.